Molecule: messenger RNA, 1926 nt
Organism: Gilbertella persicaria
Lineage: Eukaryota; Fungi; Mucoromycota; Mucoromycetes; Mucorales; Choanephoraceae
Product: Alpha/Beta hydrolase protein
Exons: 2
Coding region: 20-1870 (616 amino acids)
Biological process (GO): lipid metabolic process
Source: RefSeq, a predicted model, not a curated record
UUUUUCUUUUAGCUAUUUAAUGACCUUUACAGUCUUAUCUGAACUUUCUCAGAAGAUGAAGCAUUCUAAGACAAACCAUCAUUUACAUGAUAUAGGGCAAGAACAAAUGAAUGACGAAGAACAAGACGAACAAGAUUUCUUGACAAACAGAAGCUAUACACAGAAACAUCUCGAUGAAAUCCUAGGCAAGAAACAGGAAACAAGAAAAACUGAGCAAGAAUCGCCAAAGCCCCAAAACUUUGCAGAACGGAUCAUGUUGUGGCUUUAUCAACUCCAAAAGAGCACUAGUAAGCAUUAUCGGCCUAGUGGGUAUUGGCGGUAUGUUGUAGGAGUAUACCAGAACCUUUUCCUGAUGUUUUACUUCAACUGGACUUCCAUCUUUACUGCUCCACUGAGUGCAUUUGCAUUUAUCUUCACAUAUCCCAUUAUUUCUGUCGCAUUAUUUGCUUUUGAAAUUGGACUCAAAAUUUUCAUGGAGCUACUGGGUGGUCAAAAACUAGUUGAUUGCAUGAGUAGAGACUUUGGAUCAAGCUUUAGCAUCAUCAAUUGGGGAGCGCCUGAAUUACUGCUUUCUUCAGAGUCAGCCAAUUUAGUAAGAGCAACAUUACCUGCACUUGGAAAAUCGGGAUCAGAAACCACUCGAUUAGACACAAAUGACGAACAACGUCAUCGAACAUUCGACAUAUCCAUCGCUGAGACAAUGACCAUCCUUGGAUCGCUUGUAUACGAACGGCAAGACAAGAAAAUUACUCAAGCUUAUACUCUUUUUUCUGACUAUAAUCAAAACGAACGUAACCUUUCCAAUCCAGAAAAGAAAUAUCAAGAAAUUCAGCAUGAAAUGAAGCGACUUGUUUGGGAAUCAGAAAAACCGAUACGCCAAAUUGCCCGUCGUUAUGGACUCCAUUUUGCUGGCGUAACUGAUCUCAAGUCGUUAGGCGAAACAUUCUGUGGCCUGUUUUGGCCAAUCAAAAGCGAUGAUCCUUUCAUUGUUGUCGCCUUUAAGGGUACCACACCCACAAACUAUAGCGAGUUCUUAGUUGAUGCUACUUUACAACGUACAGAUGCAAGAAGCUAUUUGUUUGGUUCCGCACACGAAGGAUUCUAUAGCAGCUUAUUUCCUACACAUUUAGACAUGGACAGUAGAGACCCUUAUUACGCUAUUCAGAGUGCUAUUCGAGAAAAAGCGAUUCAGCUCCAAAAAGAAUCCAAUAACCCUUCAAAGCCUGUACAGUUGUGGGUAGCAGGUCAUUCUUUAGGUGCUGCUAUUGGUUCCCUGUUGUUCGCAAGAUGGCUCAAGUGCCCUGAAGACAUCGCUCCUUUUUGUGAAUUGCGUGACGCUUAUGUGAUUGGCACACCUGCUGUAGGAGAUAAUGAUUUUGCUUCUAUGUUUGCCUCCUUUUCUAAUUUACCCUUGUCAAGAACUUGUACUUUAUGGCGUAUUAUUAAUAAGUCCGAUGUGAUAUGCAGAAUCCCACCUGGCUAUAACAGUAUGACAGUCGGUCACUAUGUAGCAAGCACCGAUUUCUUCAAUUACUCUCAUGUAGGCCAUGCAGUUCAAAUCACCCAUCCUAUCCUAAGCGUCAAGCCCUUGAAAAUAUACCCAUCAAGCUAUCAAUCCAAUCUGACAGUAGACAUCAUUGCCUCUGCAAAUAGCUGCAAGGUAAACAGACCGGCUGUUUUCCAAAAGCCCAAGCUAGACAUUUACAGUUAUCCUUGGUGGUUUAGACCUCUUUUAAAGAGGUAUGAUAAUCCUAUCUGUUUAUUGGAAUCUUUUUACCCUUUCUUCAUCAGAGAUCAUAUACCUAUUCACUAUUUUGAAGGCCUAGAACGUGCACGUUCUUAUUACCAAGACGAUACCAAGCAUGUGUAACCGAUAAAAUUAAAAGUUUGUUGUGGUAUUUUUAUUAUUAAACUAGAAAGCAAAAG